UCCUGUGACAGUAACAAAAUUAAAUACAUAAUUAUGUAAAUAAAAAUUUUUGGCUAAGGAAUUUUUGUUUGUUUAUACGAUUUUAUAAACUCAUUCAUUUUGCUUAGAUAUAUGUAUAACUUGUUUGCAGUUAAAACCAAAACAAAUAGCAUGUGCUCGUUUUGCAGAUUCUAGUUCACAAAUGGCACAAAAAAAAAAAAUUAAAUUUGUUUGCCAAAAUUUUUAAUUGGCAGUAUCAGUAGUAUUUUAGGUUUCGACCUAUUUGUAAUUACAUUUGCUAACAGAAAAUUUUGUAAAUAGAAAGUGAAAGAUAUUCAAAUUAUUUAAAAUGUCUAGUCUUGAUAAUAGAUUAUUAGAAGCUUUUGAAAUUUUAAGCACAGAAGCAAAAGAUUUAUAUUUGGGGAAGAAGAUAUAUGAACUUACAGAAUUGCCUACAUCAUUAGAGUUCACACGAGAUUAUGUUGGUAAAAAUUUACCUGUUGUUAUACGUGGAUGUACACUUCAAUGGCCUAGUGUUCUGAAAUGGAAUUCAAAAUAUUUUCAAAGUAACUUUCCUAAAAAAGAGGUUGUUGUGGCAGUAACACCAAAUGGUUACGCGGAUGGAAUAGGUUUAAAAGAUAAAACGGAAUAUUUUGCUAUGCCAGAAGAAAAAACCAUGACAAUGGAAGAGUUUUUAAGUAAAUUGAAUGAUUCUAAUGGUCUCGUACAUUACAUUCAAAAGCAAAAUUCAAAUUUAACUGACGAUUUCCCUGAAUUAGUAGGGGAUAUUGAUUUUUCAACUUUACAAUUUGCAGAAGAAUCAUUUAAUAAAAAGCCAGAUGCAGUUAAUUUUUGGAUGGGUGACGAAAAAGCUAUUACAUCAAUGCAUAAAGAUCCAUAUGAAAAUAUAUAUUGCGUUGUGUCAGGAUAUAAAGAUUUCUUACUGAUACCCCCAGUGGAUUAUGCAUUUGUUCCAAGAAAACAAUAUCCAACGGGAAUUUUUAAAUCAAAUCCUGAUGGAAGUAUGACAAUAGAACCAAUAUUGGAUGACUCCAAUAAAAAACCUAUGAUAACAGAUUGGGUGAGCAUCGAUCCUUUGAAACCUGAUUUACAAACUUAUCCAAAUUUUAAAAAGGCUUCCAUAUUUGAAGUUCGUGUAAAUGCAGGUGAUAUUUUAUAUCUACCAAGUUUGUGGUAUCAUCAUGUUCGUCAAAGUCAUAAAUGUAUUGCUGUAAAUUUUUGGUACGAUAUGGAUUACGACUCAAAAUAUUGUUAUUACAAAAUGAUAGAAAAAUUAUGUAAUUUUUAACUAUAUUUUUUUAAUUAUAAAUAUCAUGCUAAAAUAAUAUAUUGUAUUUAAUAAAUAGUAAUUAAGUUUUCACACAGUAUUUUAAAUAUAAUAAAUAUUUUCGUGUAA
Condylostylus longicornis is the source of this 1396-nucleotide messenger RNA. It is a transcript of the gene JMJD7, whose product is annotated as bifunctional peptidase and (3S)-lysyl hydroxylase Jmjd7. Gene Ontology annotation, molecular function: 2-oxoglutarate-dependent dioxygenase activity. The record is from RefSeq and is a predicted model, not a curated record. Bases 329 to 1288 code for a protein of 319 amino acids. Lineage: Eukaryota; Metazoa; Arthropoda; Insecta; Diptera; Dolichopodidae. The transcript has 7 exons.